UGUUGUGCUCAACGGCCUCCACCUCUUCUCAAAAUAUCCAUAGUACAGACUCCUCUUGUCAUGAAUCGUUUGUUACAAUUCGAGAAGUACGCACAUCAGCGUUUGCCCAAGUUAGCAAGAGAUUUCUACUUUGAUGGAGCGUGUGGAGAGUUUACUCUCAAAGAAAAUGAAUCUGCUUUUCAGAGGUUGAAGCUACUUCCUCGAGUUCUCCGAGGAAUAUCUGAAUUAACCACUGAAACGUCAAUACUAGGAGUGAAAAUUGCAAUGCCAAUUUGCAUUGCGCCCACUGCUUGCCAGAAAAUGGCUCAUUUAGAUGGAGAAAUUGCAACAGUGAAAGCUGCAAAAAGGAUGGGCACUUGUAUGACACUCAGUACCUUCUCAACAUGUAGCCUUGAAGAAGUGUCCAAGUCUGCUCCUGAUUGUUUGCGAUGGUUCCAGCUGUACAUAGUGUCAGACAGACACAUUACAAAGGACUUGGUGCUUCGUGCAAAAACAGCUGGAUUCAAGGCUCUGGUCAUAACCGUUGACACAGAGGUUGUAGGGAUUAAGUAUGCUUCAACUGAAAAUCAGUUUACAUAUCCUCAGCAGUUUGGACUUCCCAACCUUCAAGAUCAAGAUGGUCAAUCACCAUUUCUAAAUGGUCCAUACGAAGCUGCUGUAACAUGGAAGGACAUUGACUGGAUCAAAUCGCUGACUGAUCUGCCUAUUGUCCUGAAAGGCAUUUUAACAGCACAAGAUGCUAGAGAAGCUGUCAAGCAUGGUGUGUCAGGUAUCUGGGUAUCUAAUCAUGGUGGAAGGCAACUGGACACCGUGCCAGCAGCAAUAGAAGUUCUACCUGAGAUAGCAAAGGCAGUCGACAACAAAGCAGAAAUCUACGUAGAUGGUGGAGUUCGUUAUGGAACUGAUGUGCUAAAAGCAAUAGCUCUAGGAGCUCGAGCUGUUUUCAUAGGAAGACCAGUCUUAUGGGGUCUAACAUACAAUGGAGAAGAUGGAGUUUGUCGGGUACUGCAACUGCUACUGGAUGAAUUCAAAGUAGCAAUGAAAUUAUCAGGCUGUGCAUCUAUCAGUGACAUCAAUCAUUCUCUUGUUGUUCAUCAAUCACAUUUCUGGUCAAACCUCUAGAUUUAUAAUAAUUAGAGUAACUUCCUUCUCUUUAUACACACGUUAAAUUACUUUCAAUAUUAAAAUUUUCUACAACUACUACUUGGUAAGUACUACCUAGAACUGAUGAACGAUUUCAUUAAAUGGUAUAUCACAAGACACUGUUAUAUACACAGUAUGUGCACUU
Corticium candelabrum is the source of this 1288-nucleotide messenger RNA. Its product is annotated as 2-Hydroxyacid oxidase 1-like. Gene Ontology annotation, molecular function: oxidoreductase activity; FMN binding. Lineage: Eukaryota; Metazoa; Porifera; Homoscleromorpha; Homosclerophorida; Plakinidae. Bases 61 to 1122 code for a protein of 353 amino acids. The record is from RefSeq and is a predicted model, not a curated record. The transcript has 6 exons.